Molecule: messenger RNA, 411 nt
Organism: Phialemonium atrogriseum
Lineage: Eukaryota; Fungi; Ascomycota; Sordariomycetes; Cephalothecales; Cephalothecaceae
Exons: 3
Coding region: 82-411 (109 amino acids)
Source: RefSeq, a predicted model, not a curated record
CUAAACCUUCUCUUCUCCGCAGACUGUCCCCAGAUAUCCGCCUCGUCUUGCUUAAUCCCAAGCAGACGUCGAAAGACCAGCAUGGGUCUCGUCCACAUGGCGACUCUCGCCGUUGCUAGCAUGCUUUUCCUGAUUGCUGGGUUGGUCGUUCGGUCCUCGGGUUCCGCUUCAACAACAGCCAUGACAGUCCCCCACAUCUUCCUCGUCUCUUUCAAACCUUCGGCCUCGCGCGAGACCAUUCAGGCGAUCCACAAGCGGAUCAUCGCGUUCAGGACUGACUGCCUCGAUCCCGACGGAAAGCCAUACGUGCUCGCAACGAAGGGCGGCAUAAACAACAAUCCCGAGCACAGCGUCAAAAAAAUGACCCAUGGCUUCAUCAUGGAAUUUAAGAACGAGGCAGACCGACAAUGA